This is a messenger RNA of Camelina sativa (false flax), 1079 nucleotides long. Its product is annotated as NADH dehydrogenase [ubiquinone] iron-sulfur protein 8-B, mitochondrial. Gene Ontology annotation, cellular component: respiratory chain complex I; membrane. Gene Ontology annotation, biological process: mitochondrial respiratory chain complex I assembly; mitochondrial electron transport, NADH to ubiquinone. The record is from RefSeq and is a predicted model, not a curated record. Gene Ontology annotation, molecular function: 4 iron, 4 sulfur cluster binding; NADH dehydrogenase activity. Lineage: Eukaryota; Viridiplantae; Streptophyta; Magnoliopsida; Brassicales; Brassicaceae.
GAAUCACUUUUAUAGCUAAAAGGAAGGAUUCGUGUCCAAUGCUCUUGUGAGAUCGAACGCUCUCUGGGUUCUUCCUGCAGAAGAUUUUUUUCUUCUUUCCUUUUGAGUACCGUGUUUUGAGAGGCACAGCGGAAGAAGAAAGACCCUAAUUUUUUAUAUUUGGAUUUGUAUCGAUGGCUUCGUUGCUGGCUCGCAAGUCCUUCAAUGCUCUCCGAGCUCGACAUCUCGCUUUUUCAGGGCAAGCUUUACAGGGAUCUCAUCUCUGUUUGCUACAGUCUCGUGCUAUAUCUUAUGGAAGCAACAAAGAUGAUAGAGAAGCUGAGCAGCUUGCUAAAGAGAUCUCCAAGGACUGGAGUACUGUCUUUGAACGGAGCAUCAACACACUUUUUCUUACUGAAAUGGUCAGGGGUUUGUCGCUGACCCUCAAGUACUUCUUUGAUCCAAAAGUUACAAUCAAUUACCCUUUUGAGAAGGGUCCAUUGAGCCCUCGCUUCCGUGGUGAGCAUGCUCUUCGUAGGUAUCCUACUGGGGAAGAACGCUGCAUUGCCUGCAAACUAUGUGAAGCUGUAUGUCCAGCUCAAGCAAUCACAAUAGAGGCAGAGGAGCGGGAAGAUGGCAGCCGCAGAACCACUAGGUAUGAUAUCGACAUGACAAAGUGCAUCUACUGUGGUUUCUGCCAAGAAGCUUGCCCUGUUGAUGCAAUCGUUGAAGGACCAAACUUUGAGUUUGCAACUGAGACACAUGAGGAACUUCUGUAUGACAAAGAGAAGCUUCUUGAGAAUGGAGAUCGGUGGGAGACAGAGAUUGCAGAGAAUCUGAGGUCGGAGAGCCUCUACCGCUGAAUAUAUAAUCUGAGUGCCUUUUGCUAAUUCUUCAGAAAACAUUUUCCUUGCUUCAGUUUACCAAUAAAGGAUACUUCAGCUUCUGCACUGUUAUCUGUAUUGCUUGUAAGUUCAUUACCGAUGGUAAAACCGAUUUUGGUUUAGUUUCCGGUUUGAGCUGGACCGUACAUUGUGGUAUAUACCAUACCAAGAACUUUUGAAAUGAAGUACGAUUCAAUGGUGUUGUUUGUUUACUCA